GUGUGUCCGCUCGGUACUCCGCCGCAUUGUAAAGUACAUCACUGAUCAGUUGAGUUGAAGUGUUCAAACUAACAGUAUGUCGUCUCAAAAUUAUGAUCGAACAGAUAUAAAGAAAUUCGAUAAAAAUAUAAAAAAUGUUCCCGAAGUUUUUGGGCGCGUAGUUGUUGCGGUUGCCGCGUCUCGUGAAAAUGGAAAAAAUCCACGAACGUUCAACUCGCGAGACAUUGACGGGGUCAUUAAAUCUGUCUAUGACUGGCCGGUACCUGAUAAAAGGCGUGAUUACAUGAGGAAAUUUGUAAGCAAGAAUAGCGAUUCCAUGAACGAUUUCAUCAGUAUUCGGAAGAUAACUUCAAAACGAACCGAAAAUAGUGAAUUUAAAAGUUUUUACGAUAUUGGAAGUGCAGCUGUGCAGUACGAAAAGAUGAAAUCAGCGGGUUAUGCGAAUGGUGGAAGAGAAAAGAACAAGUCAAUGGGACCAUCUACAUCGAGGGAUCUCUUCGCUUCCAAUUCAAGUCCACGAGGUGCAGCCAAUAGUCAUGGUGUUUUAAACGAUCAGAGCAUACCAAAAACUUUACGAAGAAACCGCCUCCUCUAUCGGAAUUAUCUCUAUUCAUGA
Molecule: messenger RNA, 616 nt
Organism: Venturia canescens
Lineage: Eukaryota; Metazoa; Arthropoda; Insecta; Hymenoptera; Ichneumonidae
Exons: 4
Coding region: 77-616 (179 amino acids)
Source: RefSeq, a predicted model, not a curated record